Messenger RNA from Mytilus trossulus (common blue mussel), 2448 nucleotides. RefSeq names its product feeding circuit activating peptides-like. The record is from RefSeq and is a predicted model, not a curated record. Lineage: Eukaryota; Metazoa; Mollusca; Bivalvia; Mytilida; Mytilidae. The transcript is spliced from 2 exons. Bases 450 to 1835 code for a protein of 461 amino acids.
GUUAAGUCGUCAAGCGAUGUAGUCGUUAUAAAUAGUCGUUUUAUCAAUUGACUUCAUGCUCUGACAUAUAACACGUACUAUGUGGCUUUUACAAAUUACAGUAAAUGUUUAUAAUCGGAGUAAUAAUUGAAUAUUUAUUUCCGAAGUUGACCAAUAACAGACAAUGAAGUAAAAUGACAACUACUGUCGUUCAAUUUGAAAAGGAAGUAAUUUAUUUGUUCGAACGGUCUAUUGUUACAGAUAUUGAUAAAACUUCAAUAGAUAAACAAACUUUUAUAACGCCUCCCAUAACACGUGUGUCGUGGGUUUGUCCAUAAUGACUAUAAAAUACCCGCUCGGAUAUCGGAAAGAGACGACAAUUCCGGGAAAAUUACCAAAGACAUAUCCAAAGUGUUAAUUGCUUGGAGAAACAUUGUAUAUAGUGACAUAUCUUGUAGUUCCGUCCUAAGAUGACGAGAAAGACCUUACUACCAGGAAUAUUAUGCUUGAUGCUAAUUAGUAUUCAUGGGAAAUCUUUAAAGAAUGAAGGAAACUCUGACAAAUUAAGACAAAAACGCUCAAGUAGACUAUUGGAAGAAUUAAAGAAAUGGACAUUAACAACAACACCAAUUACACCAUUGGACCGGAUUUCAGGUGUUAAUAAUCACCGUACGCAUGUCCGAGAAACGGAAGAAGAAAUUAAUUGGACUAAGAUAAAGGAACAACUCCAAAGGUUACUUGAUUCUGAGAAUGGAUCAUGGGAUGCUAAACUUCUAGAUGAAUUGUCACCAGGUGAUCAAAUAGUUCUGGAAGAUACAGUGAAUCCAAAUAGUGCUGAGGAGCUCCGAUUGUUUUUAGAAUCAAAUAUAGAGCAAAACAAUGAGGAAAAACGUGGACUAGAUACGUUAGGUGGAAUGAGUUACCUGAAACGGGGUUUAGAUACACUGGGGAAUAUGGGAUUUCAUAGCUACAAAAAGAAAGGGUUAGAUACACUUGGAAAUAUGGGAUUUCAUGAUUUUAAAAAGAGAGGGUUAGAUACACUUGGUAAUAUGGGAUUUCAUGAUUUUAAAAAGAGAGGGUUAGAUACUCUUGGUAAUAUGGGAUUUCAUGAUUUUAAGAAAAGAAGUUUAGAUACUCUUGGAGGAAUGAAUUUCCAUGGAUUGAAAAAGAGGGGCAUUGACACAUUAGGUGGAAUGGGAUAUCAUAAUUAUAAGAAGCGAGGACUAGACACACUUGGAAAUAUGGGUUUCCAUGACUUCAAAAAGAGGGGGUUAGAUACAUUAGGUAAUAUGGGAUUCCAUGGUUAUAAAAGAGGACUUGAUACGCUAGGUAAUAUGGGAUUCCAUGGUUACAAGAGAGGUCUUGAUACUUUAGGUAAUAUGGGAUUUCAUGGUUAUAAAAGAGGACUUGAUACGCUAGGUAAUAUGGGAUUCCAUGGUUACAAGAGAGGACUUGACACGCUAGGUAAUAUGGGGUUCCAUGGUUACAAGAGAGGACUUGACACACUUGGAAAUAUGGGAUUCCAUGGUUACAAAAGAGGACUGGAUACGCUUGGCAAUAUGGGGUUCCACAAUUACAAGAGAGGAUUGGAUACACUUGGUAAUAUGGGGUUUCACGAUUAUAAAAGAGGACUUGAUACUCUUGGUAACAUGGGAUUUCAUGAUUUUAAGAAACGAGGAAUAGACUCUUUAGGUGGUAUGUCUCUUUAUGGGUAUAAGAAACGAGACCAAGGAAAUGAUCUCGAUGACGAUUUGGCUUUUACAGAUACAGAGGACAGCAUGGAUAAUGACAGAAUCAAACGUGAAACAGAUAACGAUAUUAGCAAAUCUGUAGAAGAAAAUGCAAAGUCCAGUUGACGGAUAAAACCAUUCCAGCAUUUGUUAACAGUAUUUCAGAGAAAUAUCAACAACUGCUGCCUUCAGGAAAUAAAGUUUGGUGCAAGUUCAUACUAACUGUGAUAUCGUUGUUCAAACCAUAUGGUUUUGCUUGGACCGGCCAUGGCGAGAGGGCGUGGCAUUGCUGGUCUGAAUAAAAUAUUCAGACUGACUGAAAUUGUUCACUUAUACAUUCCUUUGACUUGAGAUAGUAUGGUUUACGAAAGAAAUAGAAAACAUAUAUAAAAAACAUCAACCGUUAAAAGAUUUUACAGAAAAAUAAAGAAAUAAAUUUUCAUAAAAGUCAAAAAUUAGUUUUCAGGUGCAUAUUGGUUUUCUUAGAAAAAUAGUAUUUUGCACUAACAAAAGUGUUCCUCGUUAACGUAAGACGACAUACUUUGGUCCAUUUCAGAAUAGACUACCUUACCUCACCUUUACAACACACAUACAAACACACACACACACAAAGUCUAUUGAUUAAUAUCCCUUUUCUGUUUAUCAUGGAUGGAAGUUAAAAUGUAUACAAUAAUAUAUGAAUAUAAAUAAACUGUUUAAGUAAGUGAUUAAAGUGUCGGCUAUUAAAUUAUCAAAUGUU